Molecule: messenger RNA, 1617 nt
Organism: Paramacrobiotus metropolitanus
Lineage: Eukaryota; Metazoa; Tardigrada; Eutardigrada; Parachela; Macrobiotidae
Exons: 3
Coding region: 1-1617 (538 amino acids)
Source: RefSeq, a predicted model, not a curated record
AUGUCUGCAAAAGAACCAAUCUCAGCGGAUACGCAUAUAUUUUUUACCGACCCUAAUAAACCCGGGCAAGUGUUUGCGAUUAAGCGCAAUCAAAAUGCACCGGCGAACGGACAAAGUACAUCUUUAGCAGAGGCCUAUCGUAAAUCCUACAUGAAAUCCUACCAGCCAUCCACUGCUGGCACACAGUCGGAAAAGGAAUCAGAGCCAGGUGCAGUACAAGCUCCAGUUCCAUCUUAUUCCACUGGACUUCCGGGAGAUGUUGAAGUUGAAAUGGAAGGUGAUUACGACAAUCCACAAAAGCCUGGAAAACCGGCUGAGCCUGGAGAUCCGGCUAAAAUUGAAGAAUCGGGCGAUGGAGAAGAGGCUCUCGGAACGCAAACCAGGUACAAACGCAAGCGAAUUCCUGCAGACGAAAAAACCUUGAAUAAGCUGAAAGCGGUGCUGGAAAAGAAUCCAUUCGACUAUCCAGAAAAAUCAGUGGAGCGAAGAGAAGCGUGGGUUUCAGCUGUAAAAUUAGCCAACGGAGAUGAUAAAAUCAACGUUAGAGAGACCGACAUAAAUGCCAUCAAAGCUGUGGUGCAGCGACAUUUGAAGACGUAUAAAUCCAUCGAUAACGAAGAUCGCCCUACGGGAACGGAAAGAGACAUCGAAGUCUUUGACGAAUAUAUGCAGGUCAUGGAGCAAAUUUCUAAUUAUAAAGAAUCGGCACCUCUGGCUAUUCGCAAACCUGAAAAGGCAAAAAAAGAUGCUGCCAUUGCCAUACGUGCAAGGGCAACUAAGCUUGCAAUGACAAGUGGAAUGUCCGUGGAAAAGUUUGGCGACUUAAUGGACAACGGAUUAGGUGGCCAUACAGACAGCUACGAUGCAGAUUUUGAGAAUGGCGAUUUAGUCGAACGCUGCGAUGACAUGCGAUUUGACAAGGACGAGUUAUUGACAGUUGGUGAGGACGGUCAAUUUGAAUCAUUUUCCACGCUGGAUAAAAAAGCCAGGCUAUCCGGCUCCGACGAAAAAAGCCUUUUGAAAAGUUCCAGCGAAGAAAUUUCAGUCGCGAAUGAAAGCUUUAUGAAAGGCGCUAUGGCUACUGCAAGAAAAGCCGGAAAGCCGGCUGGUGUUCAGACACCGAAAAAGUCACCUUUCAAAGGCAUUAAAGAAGUUGCUGAAGCAGCGCGAAAAAAAGCAACCCACAUUCGCGGUAGCAGACAGCAAAUAGCUGCUUUGGCUGGUGGGCUGCAAUCGGCAGUGGAAAAGAUGUCUGACGGAGAACGCAUUACUAGCGCUAUGGAGCGGGAAGAGCGGGCCCUAGAUCGUGCUGCGGAAAAAGAAAAAGCCGAUGCUGAUCGAGCGGAGCGGAUUCAAAAGGACAAAGAAGACCGUGCGGAAAGAGAAUUAAUUCGACAACAGCAAAUCGAAAAAGAGGAACGUGACAGAGCCGAAAGAGAAGCCGUUCGAAAAUUGGAGCUUGAGCGGUUUAAAAUUGAAAUGGAACAUCGCGAAAAAGAGCAAGAAAAACGAUCGGAUGAAGUCAAAACGUUAAUUGGAUUCAUGGGCGAUUUUCUUAAAAAAUCUAAAACUACAAAAAAAUCUCAGGCGUCUGAAAAUGUUAAAAUAGCUGAGUAA